CUUAAAGGGGCCGCGCCCCACGCUGAGGGGCGGUGGGUUCGGGUUUGGGUCCCGGUUCUCGGUCCUCGCUCCCGGUCCCCGAUUUGGAACGAACCGGUGGCUGCGGGUCCUGCGGUCGCCACAGCCGUGGGCAGAGCGUAUCGGGGCGGGAGCGAGAGCGUGUGGGCCGAGGCCUCCUUCCAGGGCCGCCCCGUCACCAUCGGGUAUCCUCGGCGCCUUAUUAAUUCUCUGUAAUCACGAGUAUAUUCCUUUUUUUUCCACAAUGCAGUGCCGCGGUUGAAUCACUCCAGAGAAACCAGGAAGUGAGGGAGGAUUCCUGGACCUUCCCCAGCAGCAGGAAGGGAGGGAUUCCCUCAGCCAUGGCAGCCGAGGACAGGGAUUACAACCUGACCGAGGAGCAGAAGGCUGUGAAAGCCAAGUACCCCCCUCUCUGCAAGAAAUAUGAAUAUUUGGAUCACACAGCAGAUGUGCAGCUCCAUGCCUGGGGAGACACGUUGGAAGAAGCCUUUGAGCAAUGUGCCAUGGCCAUGUUUGGUUACAUGACAGACACAGGCACUGUGGAACCUGUGGAUACAGUAGAGGUAUUGGCAGAAGGGCAUGACCUGUUGUCUCUUCUCUUCCACUUCCUGGAUGAAUGGCUGUAUAAAUUCAGUGCUGAUGAGUUUUUUAUACCCAGGGAAGUGAAAGUGCUUCACAUUGACCGAAUGCAGUUCAAAAUAAGAUCAAUUGGAUGGGGAGAAGAGUUCUCUUUAGACAAACACCCACAGGGCACAGAAGUCAAAGCCAUAACUUACUCAGCAAUGCAGAUCUGUGAAGAUGAAAAGCCAGAAGUCUUUGUCAUCAUUGAUAUUUAAAGCAAGAAGAGUGUGGCUGUGUGGGUAUGGGUCAUCAUCUGGCAGAAGCCCCUAAAACUGUAAUCCCUGUGGGGGGAAAAAAAAACCUAAGGAAUUGGCCAGUUAAAAUCAGAAAUUGAAGGGCCUAAUUGCAGGGAACAUCAGAUUGUUUUCACUGAGACAGAGAAUAAGAAGAAUUAAUUGAGCUUUGGUGGAUAUGGAGAAGGAGAGGUUUGUACAGGUUGGAAUUCUCCCAGGAAUGCUGGCAGGCAGCUUUUAAGGCUGAUCCAGGUGCUAGGGGCUGUAUGAAAUACAGAAAUUGGUGGAGCUGAUAACUAAAACACUCCCUUUUUUGCAGCGUGACGGGAGAUAAUGUUCAUCUAGAUUGAUUUCAUUUGCAUAUUUCAUAUUCUAUUUCUGAGCUGAUGUUCCUCCUCCAUAUUACAUAAAUCCAAAAUAGCUGCAGUGGCUCAGAUGUAAUGUGGAGAAAAAUUUGAGUAUUUAAAAUUAGACACCUAAAAAAAUUAUCUCAAUUAAACAAACCACCACAUCUUUUAAACUACUUAAAAAAGAGGUCAUGCCAGCAGGUGGUGCUGAAUUGCUGUAAAUAAAUUGCCACGUGAAAUCUUAAAGCAUGUGACUGUACUUGGAAUCCUCUUAUCACCUAUGAUAAGUCUAAAAAGUUGGCAGCUUUGCUGCUCUUCCAGAAGGGAAUGGAAAGGAGUGUCCCAGGUUCUCCCUGGGUUCACUCCCAUCUGUAUCUUGUGAAAAUUGACUCUUUUUUUAGAAAGCAUGGUUUGCAUCAGCCUGUCUUUUAAAAAGAACAAUACAGACAAUCCUUAAAUGUCAAAGGAUUAUGGACUUGACUGAAUCAGAAUUAAUCAAAAAUAUGGGUUUCUUUUGUAAAUCACAGGAUGUCAAAUGUGCAUUACCUGAUGUUUUAAUUUAAUUUAAAUGUGAGGAGCACGGGCCUGGCCUGCUCUGUUACCAUAAAUGCUCCAAGUGCCUCACUGUGGUGUCUCAUCUUAUAAAGUCAUCUUAAAUAGUUCUGGUUUUAUAUCCAUGCUGUAAAGACAGAGGGAUAAAACCCCCUCUUAUUUUUUAAGAGACUUUCAAUGCUGAAAUAAAACUUGGACUGAAACAAUUAAUGGCUUUUUGAGUGAUACUGACCAGUCAAUUCAGACAUAAAUAAAUUACGCUUGUGCUUUGUUCCCCACAAACAUGAGCAGACUUUUUUUUUUUUUCUUAUAAGUAAGAAUUGCAACAUGCCAGUUUAAUGGUAUAAAAUAAGCAUUAUUUUGAGCUUGGGGGUUUCUUUCGCCUCAGGCCGAGCCCCAACGGCUGUGAGGGCACA
This is a messenger RNA of Cinclus cinclus, 2187 nucleotides long. It is a transcript of the gene TSLIG1, whose product is annotated as zinc finger and BTB domain containing 8 opposite strand. The record is from RefSeq and is a predicted model, not a curated record. Bases 360 to 854 code for a protein of 164 amino acids. Gene Ontology annotation, biological process: tRNA splicing, via endonucleolytic cleavage and ligation. The transcript is spliced from 8 exons. Gene Ontology annotation, cellular component: tRNA-splicing ligase complex. Lineage: Eukaryota; Metazoa; Chordata; Aves; Passeriformes; Cinclidae.